Mus pahari (shrew mouse) is the source of this 2957-nucleotide messenger RNA. RefSeq names its product ermin (gene Ermn). The transcript is spliced from 3 exons. Gene Ontology annotation, molecular function: actin filament binding. Gene Ontology annotation, biological process: regulation of cell projection organization; actin filament organization; regulation of cell shape. NCBI's taxonomy places the organism in Eukaryota, Metazoa, Chordata, Mammalia, Rodentia, Muridae. Gene Ontology annotation, cellular component: internode region of axon; neuronal cell body; paranode region of axon. Bases 172 to 1023 code for a protein of 283 amino acids. The record is from RefSeq and is a predicted model, not a curated record.
UCAUUCUGAGCCCCGAAAACCUUUAGGAGGAAUCUUGCUAUUGCAUGUGAGACUGAGAGUUCGUUUCUACUUUAGGUUUUCGAACUGUAGGAACCACAGCAUUAGAGCUUAUCAAAGAUCUGCUUCCUUACUUUCUUUGUUGCUUCCUUAAAUCAGACCUCAGUGAACAUCAUGACAGAUACUCCUGUGACACUGAGUGGGACAGAGUGCAAUGGGGACAGACCACCUGAGAAUGGCCAACAGGCUAGCAGUCAAACCAGGAAGGAGACAACUGAUGCAGAUGAGACCCAGCCAUACUACAGGGUUGAACCCAGUCUUGAAGAUUUACCUGCAAAAAAAAAUCAAGAAGAAAGUGGACACAUGAAAGGGAACAUCCUACCUAAAGGGUUUGAAGAGGAGAAGAUUCUCAAUGAAAACCCAGAAGAGAACGUCUUCGUUGUUCACCAGGCCAUCAAAGAUCUUUCUCUCCAAGAAAUAAGUGCAGAAGACAUGGCUUUCCGAGAAGGGCAUCCGUGGAAGAAGAUUCCUCUGAACAGCAGCAACCUGGAAGUGAGUAGACAGAAGGAAAGAAUUGCCCACCAACAUCUAGAGCUGAGAGAGGAUGAGAGCAUAGCCCGCCAGGCAACUGAAAUCGAAUGGCUGGGGUUCCAGAAAUCUCGUCCAGUUGACAUCUUGCAUUCUAAGUGUGACGAGGAAAAAGAAGAAGAAGUGUGGAAUGAGGAGAUAAAUGAGGAAGAUGUUGAUGAGUGUGCUGAAGAGGAAGAUGAAGUUCGAGUAAUAGAAUUUAAGAGAAAACACAGAGAAGGUUCUCCAUUAAAAGAGGAAAGCCUUGCAAGGGAGGACUCCCCACUAGGCAGCCCCAGCUCCCAACCAGGGACCCCAGAUGAGCAGCCAGUGUUCGGAAAGAAGGGAGAUAUCGCCAGGAAUUCUUAUUCCAGAUACAACACGAUAUCCUAUCGGAAAAUCAGGAAAGGCAACACCAAACAGAGAAUUGAUGAGUUUGAGUCAAUGAUGCACUUAUAGACUAACGGGGACUGAGGAAUGUCGGGAGUGUUAAAGAAAAGCUAACUUCUAACUUCCUUCCGCUGAGAUGUCUUCAGCUGCCUUAUUUGCAAGAUGUGCAAGCUUAAUGUCUUCCUCACCUUAAAGCAACAUGGAAAUAACCAUAGACAAAACUCAUUUGGGUAACUUCAAACCAAUGAGCUUUAGAUUCAUUCCUGGGUUUUUGCUUUAAAAAAAGAAAAAGAAAAAAAGUUAACUGAUAUAGCAUCAGGUAAGCAUUGUCACAGAGCCAAGCCUGGUAGAAUUUGUCUUUAAAAGCAGCAAUAGAGCCAAGACAAGGGAAAGAGAACAGUAGACAUGACUCUCAUCAUUCUCUUGGUAUAUAUUUUUUUUCUUUUUCGGGCCAAUGAGAAGCCUAAAGUUAAACCCCACCUCCAUCAAACAUGGUUUUUAUAGAUUUUGACUUUUUUUUCUUUUCUAAUUAUUGUAAAAAAAUAUUAUAUCUUAAGUCAGUUUCCUUGGCAUCUACUGAGUAAAAAUUCAGCACAUAUCCAUUCUAGGUGCAACUGUUCAGUGAAUUUCCUCACUAAAAGGCUAAGCAAUUGUCAGCCAGAAUUCUGUUUGCUGAGUGCCUGUGCUGGCUUUAUGCUUUCCACAUGAAUUAAAUCAAUUGUGAAGUUGAUCCAGAGAGAGCCUAGAUGACUGGGGAGCCAUUGAGAAGGGAAUUGUAUUGGAUGAUGGCUUUUAUUUUUGUUACUGAAAACAAAGUCUUGUCUAGAGCAAUGAAAAUCAUUAAAAGUAAAAAUGGUAAUUUUAGCACAAUUUUAAGAAAAUGCCCUACUUCAUUACCACACUUUCUUGUAUUAGCAGUAUCUUAAAGCUGUUUUUAUUUUUCUUAGAAAUGAGAGACACUGGCAGUCAUAACUGUACUAGUUACUAUGAAAAUGGAAAAAUAAUUAUCUUAGACUAUUUUAGAAAUAGGGUUUGAGCAUAUAUUUUUAGAGGAAAAGCUGAUAGUUGUAGGGAAUAUAUGAUUUAUUGGACCAACGCCCAAAUCAAGAAGCUUAAAACUGCACCUGUGGAGUGUCACCCGAGCCAACACGUCAAAUAAUGCACUGAAUAUUUAUGAAAAGGGUAUAUUUAUACUCUUGGAUAGUUUUCUCCACAAAUUUUCAUUUCGUGAUUCUGUAUACAUUGCCCUGAACUUUCUGUGAUCACAGAUUAAAAAUAUCUUUUGGUUCCAAAUAGAAAGACAAUUCUUUAUUGUCUGACUGUAAUACAGCCUUCAUUGUGCUAUUCAUCCCGUUGUUUGCUUCACUCUGUCUGUGUAAAAGCCAGGGUUAUUCCCGCUUAGAUGAUUGCUUAUUUAUGUGUAACAAAUCCCACACAAUCUCAUGGCAACUUCCUUAAUUCCUCCUGGUCAUAUAAUAUAUUUCCAUAGUAUCGUAUACUAUUAUGGAGUUGAAUUAACAUGCUUCUUUUAUUCUUCAAAGCAAUUCUUUACAACCUGACCAUGUAAAAGAUCUGUUACCCCUAGAGUGUUGAGCCUGCUGAUUUCAUUUAGGACAAAUGUGCAUGUUCUGAAUUAAAUGAGAGAAAUGUUGUCUUUAUUGAUAACGUUGGCUAGGAGAUUGAUGGACUGGCACACUUUCCUAUUUGAUUUAGAGCCUUUGAUUAUUCUAUAGAGACAACCUGUGCUUUCCUGGAUCCCUGAUGAGUUCUGCCAUUUUCUACUUAACUUCAAAGCCCAGUUUUAGGUAACAGAACUACACUGUUGAUCUACCCACGUGACAGUUGUUUUGUUAGAUGGAGAUGAUGUGUUACUCUGGAGCUUACAUGAGAUAGAUAGCAUAUAGUUAAAGGUUGUGACAAAACUAUUAGUUUCUAUGGUACUCCAUAACCUCAAACUUUUUCCAUGGGGUCCUUUUAUUACAAAAUUAAACAAUUAUGAAACA